AAGAAUAAUCCAUAAAAUUAGAAACCCAUAAAUGUAGAAAUAAGAAAAGUACAUAAGCCAUAAAUUAUUAUCGUUCUCUCUCUUCCUCUCCGUCUCUAAUUUUUCCUUGUUGAAGCACCAAAAUCUCCCGCGAAGCAUCCCAUGGAAACGGUGGAGAAGAAAUCUCAACCUCAAAUAGAUUCACAGAAAUCAAAAUCAGCUGAAUUAGAAUCAGAAUUGGAAGCACCGGAAUUGAGAAAGUUGGAAUCAUUUCUGAGAUGGAUUUGCAUAAUGGAUCACUCAAAUCUGUAUCGCGCUUCGGUUUCCUGUAUCAUGUUCUUCGUGUUCGGAAUCGCGGUUCCCAUCGCAUCGCACUUCGGUCUUUCAUGCUCCGAUUGCGAUGAAGAUCAUCAAAGGCCUUUCCAUGUGGUCGUUCAGCUCUCGCUUUCCGCCGUUGCUACGCUAUCUUUCCUAUGUCUCUCUCUGUGGCUCCGUGUCUUCGGACUGAAUCGAUUUCUGUUCCUGGAUAAGCUGUGUGAAGCAAGCCCAAAGAUUCGGGCUGAGUAUUUCCGGCAAUUACAGAAAUCGAUGAAGCUGAUGUCCUUCUUCCUAUUGCCAUGUUUCAUGGCAGAAGCAGGUUACAAAAUCUGGUGGUACAUUUCAGCAGCUAAAGAAAUCCCAUAUUACACCAAUAACAUGUAUAUUAGCUACGUUACCUCUUGCACAUUGGAGCUCUGCUCAUGGCUUUACAGAACUUCCAUCUUCUUCUUUGUCUGCAUUUUCUUCCGCCUCAUUUGCUGUCUCCAAAUGAUCAGACUUGAAGAUUUCGCUUCUAGUUUUCGUAGCGAAACUGAGGUUGGCACCAUCUUGAUUCAGCAUUUGGGGCUUAGAAGAACCUUCACUGUCAUUAGCCAUCGCUUUAGAGUCUUCAUGUUGCUGUCUCUGAUUUUGGUCACUGCUAGUCAGUUUAUCUCUUUAUUGAUGACUACAAGAUCUAAAGCUCAUGCUAAUCUCUCCAAGUCUGGACAACUUGCGCUAUGCUCCAUCAGCUUGGUGACAGGUUUGUUCAUAUGCCUCCGCAGUGCUGCAAAGAUCACCCAUAAAGCUCAGUCCAUCACAUGCCUUGCUGCGAAGUGGCACGUCUCCGCCGUCAUAAACACAUUUGAUGAGCUCGACACUGAGAUGACCCCGACAGCGUCUUUUGUUCCCAACGUUGUUGAAUCCAACUCUGAUGAUGAGGACGGCGAUGAGGAUGAGGACGACUUGGAUGAUGCCAAACUAAUGCCAGUUUUUGCUCACACAAUCUCAUUCCAAAAGAGGCAGGCAUUAGUGACAUACUUGAGAAAUAACAAAGCAGGAAUAACAGUGUAUGGAUUCAUGGUGGACAGAACAUGGCUGAAAUCCAUUUUUGCCAUUGAACUUGCUCUUUUCUUGUGGUUGCUCAACAAAACUGUUGGUGUUUCUUGAAGCUCUUGCCUUUUCAUAUAUUAGAUGAAUUUUGUAGAGGAAAUUAAAUUGUUUAUAUUCUUAACAUGUAGUGCUCUGUAUGUAUAUUGAGUAUUAAAAAUGUAUUGGAAACAAAAGGUUUAUCUUUACAAUAAUGUGUGUAAUAUAAGUCUAACUAAUAUAGAAAGAGAGAGUAGUUAAGUUGAUGAUAUCAUUUAUUUGGAAAUGAUAAUGAGUUGGUUUGUUCUGAUCUUCA
Molecule: messenger RNA, 1681 nt
Organism: Cucumis sativus (cucumber)
Lineage: Eukaryota; Viridiplantae; Streptophyta; Magnoliopsida; Cucurbitales; Cucurbitaceae
Exons: 4
Coding region: 142-1446 (434 amino acids)
Source: RefSeq, a predicted model, not a curated record